Solanum pennellii is the source of this 580-nucleotide messenger RNA. RefSeq lists its product as uncharacterized. The record is from RefSeq and is a predicted model, not a curated record. The transcript has a single exon. NCBI's taxonomy places the organism in Eukaryota, Viridiplantae, Streptophyta, Magnoliopsida, Solanales, Solanaceae. The coding region runs from base 205 to 522 and encodes 105 amino acids.
AUACUCAAAUGAAUUGGUCAAAACACGUCUAAAAUACCAACACCACUAUAAAAAGUUGCAUCUUCUCUUCCUAUUAAUAUCAUUCUUGAACAACAACACUUACCUCUUGUGUUCACAAUUUUUCGAGAUACAACUUCCGUCCAGUAGCUCCUUCACUCAAUAGUCUUGAAUUGUUUGGAGUAAAACUCGAACAAGAAUAUCAACAUGGAGGUUGAUCUCCUUUCCAAUGAAACCAAUAUCACUGCAAAGUCACCACUUGUUAGCAGAAACAACAAGCCAGAAAAGAAAUGUGUCAAGUUUCCAGCAUCACCAAGAUUUCAACGAAGAGAUUCAUCACCACACGUUACAAGACGAGUAGUGAGAACAGCAGCAACAAGUCAUUACAGUCUACGAAAACUUCACGGAUCAGCUAACAAAGAGAUCAUAAAGAGAGCGUUAACACCACCAGCUCGUCGACCAACUUUGAGAUGGUUGGAUUUCAAACCAACUCCAAGUCGACUUUGUAAUAUGUCUGCAGCAUAGUUGUAUCUACUUGAAUGUACAAAAGGAAGUCAAUAUAACAGCUUUUUUAUUUGUUUAC